CUGCGACGGUUCCGUGUUAGGCCUGGCCAUGAUUGAGAAGGCCCAGCCGGCGGUCGCCCCCGCCUCCAUCCUGCGCCACAAGGAGAAGCUGCAGCGGGAGGUGGAGGAGCUGCUGGGGACGGACGGGGUCCUGCUGUACCCCACCCACCCCAACGUGGCCCCCAAGCACCACCACCCGCUCUUCAGGCCCUUCGACUUCGCCUACACCGGCAUCAUCAACAUCCUGGGGCUGCCAGUGACCCAGGUCCCCCUGGGGCUGAGCCGGGAGGGCCUCCCCAUGGGGGUACAGCUGAUCGCGGGGAAGCUGCAGGACCGCCUCCCCCUGGCCCUGGCUCUCCACCUGGAGAAGGCUUUCGGUGGUUGGAGGGACCCGGGGGCCAAAUGAAGACCGCACCGCUACCAGCAACACACAAAUGUCUGGACGCACACAGUUGGAACUAGGUGUGUGUGUGUGUGUGUGUGUGUGUGUGUGUGUGUGUGUGUGUGUGUGUGUGUGUGUGUGUGUGUGUGUGUGUGUGUGUGUGUGUGUGUGUGUGUGUGUGUGUGUGUGUGUGUGUGUGUGUGGUUCCCUGCGAUGCUCUCUCAGGGUCGCACAGUUGGAUUUUAGAUGGGAAUGUAACUCACACGCCGUAGUGUAAACGUUGUACACUGAAUAAAUCAAUCAGCACUAUGAAUGUCAACACGGAUAUAAGUCUGAUUUGCACUCAGAUGCAAGCACGUGUUGGGUGAGAAAAGAGAGCAACCCAAAUUAGAAAAAGAAAUCCAAUGCUCUCAGAAAUGAAGGGUUGAAUAAAUGCAUUCUUUGGAA
Gadus chalcogrammus (walleye pollock) is the source of this 808-nucleotide messenger RNA. Its product is annotated as fatty-acid amide hydrolase 2-A-like. The coding region runs from base 29 to 385 and encodes 118 amino acids. NCBI's taxonomy places the organism in Eukaryota, Metazoa, Chordata, Actinopteri, Gadiformes, Gadidae. The record is from RefSeq and is a predicted model, not a curated record. The transcript has 3 exons.